Messenger RNA from Paraglomus brasilianum, 939 nucleotides. NCBI's taxonomy places the organism in Eukaryota, Fungi, Glomeromycota, Glomeromycetes, Paraglomerales, Paraglomeraceae. The record is from the annotation of a GenBank genome assembly.
AUGUCCGAACUGCAAACCUUAACGCCCAAACCAUCACAAAGCGGAUGGCGAGAUUUUGUAGCUGGCAGUUUUGCUGGAAUGGCACAAGUGGCGACUGGGCAACCUUUAGAUACCGUAAAAGUAAGAGUCCAAAUAGAUCCACAUCGAUAUAAAGGUCCGUUCGACUGCAUUGUCAGAACUGUUCGAGAAGAGUCGAUUUUCGCCUUAUAUAAAGGUAUGGCGAGUCCAUUAAUUGGAAUAGGAGCGGUGAAUGCUUUACUGUUUGCCGCAUACUCAAAGUUUAAACAGAUUCAGAGUCCCUUCAAUGGCGAACUGGAGAUCUGGCAGAUUGCACUUGCUGGCGCAGGGGCGGAUCUACUUACACUUUUCCCCGAUCUGUCUUUAGGAGCAGUCAAUUCAGUCUUGGCCUCACCGGUUGAACUUUUAAAAGUGCGUCUUCAAGCGCAAUAUACUCCUCGGUCCUCUUCAAUUCCUUCACCUACACUGAAACAAUACAAAGGUCCGGUCGAACUCGCAUCGCACUUGGUCUCAACCCAUGGUAUUCGUCAUGGUCUAUUCCGUGGAUUUUGGGCAACUUUUUUGCGAGAAAUUCCGGCGUAUGCCGGAUUUUAUGCCGGAUUUGAGUACACAAAAAGGAAGUUUGGAGGAAGGCAUGGGGUCGAAUUGGGAGUCGGACAGUUAAUGACUGCUGGAGCCGUUGGUGGUGUGUGUUAUUGGUUGAGUUGUUAUCCAUUGGACGUCGUUAAGAGUAUGGUACAGGGUAGCGAAAAACCUCAAGAGAGGUUUUAUGUUUUCAAGACAAUAAGAACAAUUUAUCGACAAGAUGGUCUACGUGGCUUUAUGAGAGGAAUGUCACCUACGAUCCUGAGAACUAUCCCUGCUGCAGGAGCUACGUUUACUGUUUAUGAAUUUUCGAUGAGAGCUUUGAAUAAAAUGUGA